UUGAGAUGACUGGAAUGCUGAGCCCUUCACGAGUAAAUACCUAUCUCGAGAAAUAUCACAACCAUUUACAAUGAGACAAAAACCAGUAUAUUCAUGACACUCUGGAUCCUUCGACGAAUCUCAGGCUUCUAACAUGUUAAACCAAACGAAUUUCGAUGGCUUGGCGAGUUUCGCCGAAAUUCUUCCGUGCGGAUCACAGGGCCGAUGGACCACGUCAGAUCCACGUCCCUCUUUCCCCGCUCUGGAGAUUGUCCGUGCUCUCUGGGCUUAUGAUUACGACCAUAUAAGAGUUUCAUAACCGCUCGCGUCUUGAACUUUGUUACCAGCUUCAUCAUGUCAUCGAUCGCGCAGGCCUCUGCAAUCGAGCUGCACACGAUCCCCUCGCAGACGGCCGAGGGGAACCUCAAGACGAUCAAUCACAGUGUGGGUAUGGAGGAGGUGCACAAGCAGGCGGAUAGUGCUCCGGAGAGAGCGGAAAGCACUCCCCGGUCUAAAGAGCAUGUACUGCGUGAGCGCAUCCAGUUGUUCGCCCUGUAUUGGUGUAUGGUAGCCGCUGGGUGGAACGAUGGCUCCUCUGGGCCUUUAAUUCCGCGAAUUCAGCAAGUGUACCAUGUUGGCUUCGCCGUCGUUUCCUUGAUUUUCGUUUGCGCCUGUGUUGGCUUUGUGGGAGGUGCACUGGUCAAUGUACCUAUGACUGACCGCUUAGGGUUUGGCAAGAUGAUCGCCCUUGGCUCCGUCUUCCAGGUCGUCGCAUAUGCGAUCCAGUCCGCUGCACCACCCUUCCCCGCGUUCCUGAUCUCCUUUCCUAUCAAUGGAAUAGGGAUGGCGAUCCAGGACGCCCAAGCCAAUGGCUACAUCGCGAGCUUGACGAACAGCCCCGAAAUCAAAAUGGGUUUACUCCACGGCGCGUAUGGGGCUGGCGCGCUGGCGUCUCCGCUAGUGGCGACGCAGUUCGCCCACCUUCAGCACUGGUCGUUCCACUAUCUCUGCUCGCUCGGCAUUGCGGUCAUCAACACCAUCUUGCUCGUCUGCGUCUUCCGGUUCAAGUCUCAAGACGAAUGUCUUGCGUCAGUGGGCGAGGCCGCAGGCGAAUCGGGCACCAGCGAGCACAGCACGUUCCGGCAAAUCAUGACGAUGAAAACAGUGCACCUGAUCGCGGCCUUUAUCCUUAUAUAUGUCGGCGUGGAGGUCACCAUCGGCGGGUGGAUUGUCACGUACAUCAUCGAGGUCAGAGGGGGAGGCAGGUCUUCGGGUUACGUCUCCGCCGGGUUCUUCGGUGGUCUGAUGCUUGGCCGGAUUGGGCUGUUGUGGUUGAAUCAAAAGGUGGGAGAAAGACGGGUCAUCUUCAUCUACUCCAUUCUCGCCGUCGCACUUGAGCUAGUCGUAUGGCUUGUGCCAUCUCUGAUCGGCGACGCCGUCGCAGUCUCUAUUGUUGGAGUCCUCCUGGGACCCAUCUAUCCCCUGACUAUGAACCACACCGGGCGCGUCCUCCCUGGAUGGCUUCUCACCGGUUCCAUCGGCUACAUUGCCGGGUUGGGUCAGGCGGGUAGUGCUAUCUUCCCCUUCAUGACUGGAGCGAUCUCCUCCCGAGCAGGCAUCAAGGCCUUGCAGCCAGUGUUGAUUUCGAUGAUGGUUGUAAUGAUCAUCCUUUGGGCCUUGAUUUCUCGGCCGUCCCGAAAGAUAGACUAGAUCAUAUUAGUCUACGGAGUGCUGCUUAACCUUCCUGUCGAUUUUUCUCACAAUGGACAUCGUUGCUAUCUCGGAUUCGGAAGGGAGCUGUAGAGACGUGCAAGUAGUGCAAGGCAGUGUGUAUAUGACGUCACGCGCCGAGAAAAUCACGUGCGUUAAUUCAGUCGCUGGCUUUCACUGCCUCGCUUCUACUCAAACGCUCUUCAUAUCACAAGCAGUCUGGACGAACCUAGUACUUUCCAUCUACCAUCAUCGACAUCAACUGGUGAAGCGGCCGAUAUCUGUGCAUACAUUCACCUUCGACGUCACACAGCCCUCUGUAGUCGAGCAUAAGAACUGCGCAGUAUUCUCGAACACUCGCACUCACUAACAACAACAACAUCAUCCCUGCGAUCCACAAGAUGCCAUCGAGGGUCACCUGGCUCUUCCUCCUGGUCCUGUUCUUCGUAUGCCUUUCUGGGAGUAGCGUAUAUGCGUUCGGUGCGGGAAACAUUCCCUCCUUUGCAUACAUGGAAGGACGGGCGUUCCGGCACGGUGAUAUUGAGGACGCGCUUGCGGAGCUGGUCAAACGGGGCAGCGGCGGCGGGUUCGCACUGGCGAACAUACUUUCCAAGGGAUCGAAAUUUGGUGGCUUGGAUGUCAAGAGAGUGUAUUUUGGGAACUGGCUCCGAGAUUACAGUCAAGCAGUCGACAUUGCAACUUUGAAGAAAGUGCAGCUGCAGACGAUCCUGAAUCUGUGCAUGGUCCUCGGCUUCCUGGCCCACGGAUACGCAACCGCGGAAUUCGAAGUCACCGCGGAGCGUCUUGGUGUUUAUCUUCCUACGGAACACAUUGACAAUCCCAAAGGAUAUGGCGCUGGGGAAGACCCACGUCGGUAUCACCCACAGUUGAGAGGUCCCGUUGAGCCCAUCGAAUUGGAAAUUGAUCCUCGCACCGGAAUGAAAAAUUACAUCGCCAAUGAAAACGGACAUUGGGACACAUCCAAGGCCCUCGUCCGGCGUACGCUGGAUCGAUGCAUUCAUUUGGGCCGCCAGCAUCGUGCUCAGGGGCGCAGUGAAGAUGAGUACGAGGCGUAUCGAUUGUUGGGACAGUUGCUGCAUACGCUGGAAGAUUUCCCAGCCCACUCCAACUUUUGCGAGCUGUCGUUGGUCGCGAUGGGUCAUCAAGAGGUCUUCACGCAGGUCGGCGACCAGGCGCGCAUCCAAGCGCCGAACGGUCAUUGGGUUGCGCCGUUGGUCACCGGAACUUUUGGUGGUAGCGAUUUCACGCAUUCGCUUCUGGGCGAGGCGACGGACCAUCUCAGCCAAGCGUCCGUCUCGGACCUGAACAAGGAACUGGAUAAGGCACGGUCGUCUGCGAGAUCGGGCAAUCAAUCGUCAGUCCUGCGUGAUAUGUUGUUCAACAUUCCCGGUGGGGCGGGUGGUGAGAUGUCUCGCGAGAUGGAGGGAAUUGAGCGGAUCCGUGCCGGACCAAGCCAGGGUGGAAAGCGGCCGGAGGAUAUGAGCCCCCAAGAGCUGCACGCUGUAUUGUGGCAGGUGUUGAGCUUCCGGGACUCCGUGAUGAAGAAGAUCAGCAUGACAAUCGAAAAGAUUCCUGGACUGAACGCGUUGGUGGAGAAGAUAUCGGAUUCGAUCGGUGUCUUUGUGUUCACGACUUUGGAACCUUUCCUGAACCCGAUUUUGAAGACGUCUACGACUGCGCUGGCUGGAGUCUCGGGCGAGGUCAUCAACAAUGCGGAGCAGUUUGAGGUGUUUGAUAACCCGCACUCAUCCGAUCCGACCCAUUCCUUCCUGAGCAAGGAUCAUUUUAACCUGAUUCUCAAUGAACCUGCUGGGCAUCUGGCGCGAAUUAUCCUCAUCCACACGGUGACGCUCGUGAUCAAAGCAUGGGACGACAAUUCUGUGAACGUGCACCAGUUGCAAGAGGAUGUGCUGUCUUGCAUGUUCCACCCAGAUUUCCACAACCCACACUCGCAGAUCCAGCGUGAGAUGAUGCAGUACAUGCGGACAUGGGCAGACGGACUAGGACACCGGAAACAAGACAUCAUGCAUCGCCUGACCAAGAAUGCUGUGCGGAACCAUGAGAAUAUCCGGCAUGCUGGCGAAGGCGGAGCUUCUGCCGCACAGGGAACAUUUGCUUCCAAUCAGGCUCACCAGGUGCAGAGCGAUAUCAUGGGAUACGCACAAAACAUUCCGGGCGUGGCUCAAGCACAGCAUAUAUUCGGUGGGCAGGGCAUAGGCCGGGAGAUUCCGGGACAACCUCAACAACCCCAAUAUCACCAGCAGCAGCAAUAUCAGCAACCAGAGCAGCCCUAUCACCCGCAGCAACAUCAACACCAACAACAACAUCAUGGCCACUACAACGCACCUGGUGGACCACCUCCGCCCCAGAACGCCUACCCUCGUCACGACUCUUACAGUGCAACAAGCAUGCCCCCGCCGCCGUCCUCAGGCUAUGCACCCAGCUAUGCACCGUCGUACUCGCCUCCGGCCGGUCCCCCAUCAUUCCCGAACUCCAGGCCGGGAUUCCCAGAGUAUGGCGGCGCACCCUCGUUUCCGUCGUCCGCACCGCAAUUUCCCGGUGCGGCGCCGGGAUUCCCAGGCGCUGACACCUAUGAGUCCGGGACGCCGUCGUUCCCCAGUGCUCAGGGCGGCUACCACGCGCCGCAAGGCCCACCGCCCGGUUGGUGAUGUAAUAAAGUCAAUAGUGUGCCCUUCCCGAACUUCCUGGUACAUCGAGUAUCUAUCGUUAGGAUAUUUGUACUACAGGGAAUAUACACGCAUGUACCGAUCUGCGCUCACUCCUCGUCUUCGUCGUCCUCCUCGAUCACUGUGUUGGACAUCCGACCCAGCAUGAUUCCGUAUUCGCAGGCAUCGAGGUCAUGCUCCAGAUCAUUUUCCUCCACCUCGCCAUUCGACACAAACUCGCCGCGUGUAACGCCUCGGAGAUAGCCGACCUCUCGUCGCAGACUCGCAAUCUCGUCGUCGCGCCGUUGCACGCGACCGCUCAGCGUGCGAAUAUAGUCGUUCCCACAGAUCAGCAGCUGCAGUUUGCUCACGCCUUUAUUUGGACCCUCUGCUCCGGCUUUUGGCGGGCCUCGUGGUGGGAGUGCACCGGGUAGCACCGGUUCGUCAGCGACAUCCGACGGAAGCGCGAUGGGCGGCAGCAGUGUCCGCAGCUCGUCAAACGUCGUCUUCAAUGAGUCCCUUCGUUUUUGUUCGGCCGCUUUGUGCGACGUUUUGCGCGGAGGCAUUCCUGUCAUUUGCCGUGAGACCGGACCCCCCAAUGUCGAUGUCCCGGGCAGCGCAUUCUUGGGUGAUGACGCCGUGACAGGUGACUUCUUCGACUUGCCGCCCAGAUUGCUCGCGACGCCCAAUCGACCGAGGUUCAUGAUGCUCGCUGGCGUGACCGGUGUCAGCUGUGGCCUCAACGCUGGCGACGAUUGUGUGGACGUUGACGCCUGCUGUUGCACGAACGCGAUCGAAUCUGGCGGAGCGGGAGGCGGCAUUGACAGAUCGACCGGCGAGGGUGUGUCUCCUGGCAUCGAGAUGCUCUCCUUCCGAGUCCGGGUAGAUCGUAGUAGCGGAGUGGAGCUCGCCGAUUUCGACCGAGACCCUUUCUUGGGAAUGGGGAUGGUGGCGCGGAUGGCCGGCGACUGCUUCUUGCGUGACGGCCGAUCACUGCUCUUUCCGGCACCUUCGUCGUCGCUGCUUGAUGUCGCUCGUCGUUUGAUGCCUUGCGGCGCUUCGUGCCUGACAGGGUGUUGAUGCGCCCCGAGCCA
This is a messenger RNA of Mycena citricolor, 5470 nucleotides long. NCBI's taxonomy places the organism in Eukaryota, Fungi, Basidiomycota, Agaricomycetes, Agaricales, Mycenaceae. The record is from the annotation of a GenBank genome assembly.